Messenger RNA from Notodromas monacha, 669 nucleotides. The record is from the annotation of a GenBank genome assembly. NCBI's taxonomy places the organism in Eukaryota, Metazoa, Arthropoda, Ostracoda, Podocopida, Cyprididae.
AUGUGCAUGAACGAUACCAAUAAUAUGACUCAGAUUAAGUUAAACAGCAUAGAAGAUGCCUUGGAGGAUAUUAAACAAGGCAAAGUGAUUAUUGUGGUGGAUGAUGAAGAUCGUGAAAAUGAAGGCGAUUUGGUGGCCGCCACCCAAAUGGUGACCACCGAAAUGGUUAAUUUUAUGGCGGUUCAUGCCAGAGGAUUGAUUUGCGCACCAUUGCCUGAAGAACGUUGCGACGAAUUGGAUUUGCAUAUGAUGGUGGGUAAAAACACCGAUCCAAAAGGCACGGCAUUUACCGUUUCCAUUGAUUUAUUGGGUCAUGGUGUUACCACGGGCAUAUCCGCAUCCGAUAGGGCCAAAACCCUAUUAUCCUUGGUGGAUUCUAAAACCCUUCCAUCGGAUUUAAGCCGACCUGGCCAUAUAUUUCCGUUGAGGGCCAAAAAAGGAGGGGUUUUAAGACGUCCUGGACAUACCGAGGCAGCGGUGGAUAUUGCCAAAUUGGCAGGUUUAAAACCCGCGGGCGUCAUCGUAGAAAUUAUGAAUGAAGAUGGUACCAUGGCCCGAUUGCCCGAAUUAAUGACCAUGGCCAAAAAAUUUGAUUUAAAAAUCAUUUCAAUAGCCGACUUAAUUCAAUAUCGAUUGCACAACGAUCGAUUGAUUGAACGUCUGGAUGAA